Molecule: messenger RNA, 1404 nt
Organism: Trametes versicolor FP-101664 SS1
Lineage: Eukaryota; Fungi; Basidiomycota; Agaricomycetes; Polyporales; Polyporaceae
Exons: 5
Coding region: 1-1404 (467 amino acids)
Molecular function (GO): DNA binding
Source: RefSeq, a predicted model, not a curated record
AUGUCCACCGACAUCCCGUUGUUUGAAGGUUUCGUCGACACCACUAUGGACGCCCUGCGGCUCAUCGAGGCAGCGCGCCGGGGAUCGAUACCCCGGGUCACCCGACGGCUGAACGACUUCGAGCGGAGAACGAUGAUCAAGAGCGGAGCGGUGUUCAUAUUCAGCGUCGAGGAAAGCGGCAUCAAACGCUGGACGGAAGGCCUAGCGUGGUCCCAGUCCCGGAUAUCCGGAAACUUCCUGCUCUACCGGGAAGUCGCGGAUCGGAGCGCACGUACCGCUCACCACUUCGCGGACCUGCCAGGGUAUUCCCCCGCCGGGCAUAUGCCGGAGCCGCACCUGAGCUACAAACCGCGGGGUUUGAUUAAGAAGACGAUCACGGUCAAGAUUGACGGCUCCGACUACCACCUCAUCUCCUAUUACACCCAGGAGGAUCUAGCUGCCGGCCUUUUACGAAGGCCCACAAGCCGUCCAGAUCUCAUGUCGAUUGAAAUACCGCCGGAGCUCACGCGGUCGACGAACUUUCGUUACCCGCCCAACCUUGAGGAAGCCCACGACGUGAGCACGGGGAAUUCCCAUAGAAGUGACAGAGAUGCGAUAGAUAAUCAACCAAUCCACGCACCUGGCCCACACUCGCCGCCCAGCCUACACGGCGGUGUCCCGUCCUCUCCAGUGGGCGAGGACUCCUCGGGGAUGCCACACGGGCACUUCGCACGUCAUAGCGGCGACCCGUCCAGCUACUACUACCAUGGCCAGACGCGCUUGGGCUCGCUCGACACCGCUCUCGGCGGCGGCUCUCCCCACGCGCAGCCCGCAGUCUCGCCGCUCGUCGUUCCAGCCCAGCACCGAACACACCCUUAUGCGCGCAGAAAUGGGGGUCCGGCCUCACCAACUUCUUGGCACGCCUCCCCAUACGACACGAUGACAGCAUCGACGGCCGCGCCGGCGAUGUACCCUAACACCACCUACUCUGGCGCCGGCCACCUCAGUCCCACGUACGACGAGCGACGCGGGAGCAGCUGGACUUCGCACGCCGUAAUACAGUCCGCCAUGCAGCCGGACGCCCAUCGGAGCAUCGCUGAAGGAGGAUCCGAUGGGAGUCCUACCGCAACGUCGUCGUGGUCUCCCACAGGCUCACCCAUUCACGGUCCGUCGCUCGCAUCUGCCCCACCUGUCCCCUUCUCCACGGCAGCGAACUUGCCAGGAGGCCGAGGAAGGGACCACUUGCGGACACGCUCCUACCCUUCCAUGCAGUGGCAGUACGACCAGGCAAGCGCGCUCCCGCAUUCAUCUCAGGGGCAUCACCACCCGGUUCCCGCGUACCCCAUAGAACGCGGGCCCCCAGCGGGGAGCCUCGAACAUUACCAGCGAUACGGCGGCGGAGAUGCGGGACAUUCCGGCCGAUAG